Dioscorea cayenensis subsp. rotundata (Guinea yam) is the source of this 525-nucleotide messenger RNA. RefSeq lists its product as uncharacterized. The transcript has 2 exons. The coding region runs from base 1 to 525 and encodes 174 amino acids. NCBI's taxonomy places the organism in Eukaryota, Viridiplantae, Streptophyta, Magnoliopsida, Dioscoreales, Dioscoreaceae. The record is from RefSeq and is a predicted model, not a curated record.
AUGAUUCUUUAUGGAAAUUGCUCAGCAGUGAUUCAGAAGAAAUUAUUAAAGAAAUUGACUGAUCCCAGCAGUUUUAUCAUUCAUUGUGUGAUUGGGGAAGGAAUACAAGAGAAUGCUCUAACAGACUCAGGGACUAGUAUAAAUUUGGUGCCCUACAAUUUGUUCUUGAAGCUAGGGUUAGAAGAUUUGAGGCCAACAUGGAUGGCCCUACAGAUAGCAGAUCAUUUAGUGAGAAAACCCCAAGGAGUGGUUGAAAAUGUGCUUGUGAAAGUAGACAAACUCAUUAUCCCGGUGGACUUUGUGAUCCUUGAUGUGGAUGACGAUGUCGAAGUCCCUUUGAUCCUCUGGCCCCCAUUCCUCAACACUUUAGGUGCUUUAAUCGAUGUCAAGGGACGAAAGAUGACAUUGAGAGUGGAGGAAGAACAAGUGGUCGUGGCAAUAAACCCUUUGGAUGAGUACUUGGAAGAGAUAGAAGUCAAGGAAGUAGGAAAAAAAUCUCUACCUCUCCACCGAUACAACAAGUGA